AUGUCGACACUAUCUCUCGCUAGUUACAACCGCCGAUGGGAGCGCAAGAAUUCCCAGACCUGGCGGCAACCUCCCUGUUCCCAACGAUCAUACCGACCCAUACUGCUCGCCAUCGUAUGCCUACUGUGUAUAGGAGCAUGGCACCAGAGUCACUCUACCGGCCGCUCUGUGUCUGCAUAUCGACACGCCCUGGACCAGGACGAGGUAGAUUCCAUCACUGGUAAAGGGCGCAGGUCGGUGCGGGAAGACGCAGACUGGCCUCUCAGGGCGCCGUCCGUGGAUAGGGCACAUCCAAAGAGCUUCAAGCCAGCUACCGAUCCUAUCGUUGUCUACUCUUCAGAUCCAGAAGUGGACCAACAUGUCAUCGUCGAAGCCAAACCGGAAGGGGGCGAUUUACCUGAGGGCGUCGUUAUUGAGCAAGGUCCGGCCCCGGAAACAUUUCCCGACCGCCUGACAAGCGAAACAGAAAUCGUGGUCAUGCCAGAAGAUCUCUCCGAAGAUGGCAUGGUCGUGGAACAGGGUGCCGCGCUGCCGGUGGAAGUGUUGCAAAAGGGUCCGGUGGCCGUACAAGCAAAUCUUGACCCUGAGACAGAAAAGGAACCAUUGAUCUCAUCACCAGACCAGCCCAUGAAGGAGAAAGUGAUCGAAGCAGAACCCCUGGACCACCUGACACUGGAGGAGAAAGCGGAUAGUCUGCCAGAAAUAGUGCACAUCCCCUUCGAGAUUGCCGUGAAGGACGAGGUCUUGCAAGGGUGGGAGGACGAUUGGGUGGCGCACGGCUCUUACGACCCCAGUAAAUGGGGGAAGCUGGAAGAGCCCAAGAUUGACUUUGUGUAUCUCUGGGUCAACGGAUCUGAACAAGCCUUCCAGCAAACAAAGCGGCCGUACGAAGAGAACUCGAUCCUUAACGACGACGAAGGGAAAUGGAUCAAUUCGCACGGAGUCAACCGGUAUCGGGAUUGGGACGAACUUCGAUACUCCCUCCGCAGCGUUGAACGAUACGCCGCGCACUUCCGCAACAAGAUUCAGAUUGUCGUUAAUUCUGUCGACGGUAGUGCAGCGGGCAAGCAGGUCCCCACCUGGCUCAACGACGAGCCGAUAACCAAGGAGGUGGUACAGAUUAUGGCUCAGGAAGAAUUCUUCGAUCGCGAAAAACAUGCUUGCUUGCCGACUUUUAACUCCUUGACGAUCGAAAAUCAGCUCUUCAAUACUCCAUCGAAUACAGAUUUCCUCUACGCCUUAUCUGAUGAUAUGCUGCUCGGCAAGAAACACUCUGCUUCUGACAUCUAUUCACCGUUGUUCGGUCCCGUGAUGGGCUUCAAGAACAACGCUUACAGCACUACACAGCCACCGAACGAAGUGGAUGCGCACCGCUUUGGCGAAAAGCCAUAUCUCAUCUACACAUCGUGGUUACUCAACCGGAGAUUCGGUAUUCGGAAGCGCAAGGGCCAGGGGCACUUUGGACAUGCUUUGUCUCGAAGCAUCAUGAAGGAGGCCAUAUCUUCGUUCCCAGGCCCGGAAUUACAGAGUGCUUGCAAACGAUUCCGAGGCGAACCAGGCUUCCAACUGUACUCCUGGUACGCCACAUUCCACUAUCUCAUCGAAAGACACCGAGAGGCACUACUGUGGAGCUAUAUCAUGCUCCGUAGUGACGUCGAUGAGGAUGGUAGUCUGUCGUGGGAAGAAAGGCAGACAGUGAUGCAGGACCUGGAAGCCGGGAUGGUCAACGAAGGUCGAAACACGUUUCGCAAGCGAAACUAUUACCACGUAAAUGAGCAUCUGCAGAGAGCAGGCCUUGAACCACCCAAAGUCAACACAGACAUCAUCUGGACUUCGUUGGACGGACCAGCUGCAAUACAAAACGCAGAUUGUAUCGAGUUCGACGUAAACGAUUGCCUGGCUCCAGGAUUCUCCGUGUCAUCGACAGAUGCCUUCGUGAAGAACCCGGUAUUCUCAACGUCGAACAUAUUCGACCGCCUUGCAAGACAGGAACCCAAGUGUGGGGAUUGCUUGCUCAAACUUAUACUCAACAAGAAACCAAAAGGCCUGGCUCCUUUGCUUCCACGAGCCAACACCCAAGCCAGGCAAAGAGAACUCGUGAUCAAAGCCGUCAUGCGUUACCGGUUUACUAUCAUUCAUCCGGAUGCAUUGUUUGUCAUGGUGACGGACGCCGAACAAGUCGACAGUGUUCUGGUAAACCGAUACGUUCGAGCAAAGAAAGAGCUGGCGGGUCAGCUGUGUUUGAACGACGAUGUGACUACGACCGACGAACAGGAGUUGGCCGACGUACAACAAGCCAUGAACGAGCUGUAUCAGGGACUCUUCCCUGACCCCAGCCAGUUCGAGAAGUGA
Messenger RNA from Exophiala spinifera, 2352 nucleotides. RefSeq lists its product as uncharacterized. The record is from RefSeq and is a predicted model, not a curated record. Gene Ontology annotation, cellular component: Golgi apparatus. NCBI's taxonomy places the organism in Eukaryota, Fungi, Ascomycota, Eurotiomycetes, Chaetothyriales, Herpotrichiellaceae. The transcript has 3 exons. Gene Ontology annotation, biological process: N-glycan processing to lysosome; carbohydrate phosphorylation. Gene Ontology annotation, molecular function: UDP-N-acetylglucosamine-lysosomal-enzyme N-acetylglucosaminephosphotransferase activity. The coding region runs from base 1 to 2352 and encodes 783 amino acids.